CGCCUCCCUCACGACUGAAAGAAAGGCCCAACACACGCCUUCCUUUAGGAAUGUAGGACGGAAAGCGGCUUUUCGUGAAUUCUCUCGAAGAACGAAUUCCACAACCUCCACCUCCGACGUCCGGUACGCGCACUGAGACGUGACCUGAAAAAAAUGUCUGGAUUUCUAGAGGGCUUGAGAUGCUCAGAAUGCAUUGACUGGGGGGAAAAGCGCAAUACUAUUGCUUCCAUUGCUGCUGGUGUACUCUUUUUUACAGGCUGGUGGAUUAUCAUAGAUGCAGCUGUUAUUUAUUCCCCCAUGGAAGAUUUCAACCACUCAUACCAUGCCUGUGGUGUUAUAGCAACCAUAGCCUUCCUAAUGAUUAAUGCAGUAUCAAAUGGACAAGUCCGAGGUGAUAGUUACAGUGAAGGUUGUCUGGGUCAAACAGGUGCUCGUAUUUGGCUGUUCAUUGGUUUCAUGUUGGCCUUUGGCUCUCUGAUUGCAUCUAUGUGGAUUCUUUUUGGAGGUUAUGUUGCUAAAGAAAAAGUUGUAGUAUACCCUGGAAUUGCUGUAUUUUUCCAGAAUGCCUUCAUCUUUUUUGGAGGACUGGUUUUUAAGUUUGGCCGCACUGAAGACUUAUGGCAGUGAAAACAUCUGAUUUCCUGCAGCACCACAGCCCUGCGUGGGUUUGUUUUGUUUUGUUUUUUACUGCUCACUCCCAGUCUUUUGUAAUGCCAUUUUCUAAGCUUAUUUCUGAGUGUCGUCUCAGCUUAAAGUUGUGUAAUACUAAAAUCACGAGAACAUCCUAUUUAAACAACCAAAAAUCUAUUGUGGUAUGCACUUGAUUAACUUAUAAAAUGUUAAAGGAAACUUUCACAUGAAUAAUUUUUGUCAAAUGUUAUCAUGGUAUAAUUUGUAAAAAUAAAUUACAAAAGAAAUUCUGGAUUUGUCAAUGUAAGCAUUUGUUAUACCUGAGGUCCAAAACCACAGUGAAAGUGCUCUGAAGAUUUAAUGUGUUUUUAUUCACAUGUGGGCUCUUCUGUGUCAAAUGCUAAAUGAAAUAGAAGCUUUUGUUUGUUUUUAAAAUAUUUCAUGGUCAAAAUUCUUCCUCACUAUAAUUGGUAUUUACUUUUACAAAAAAUUCUGUGAACAUGUAGUGUAAGUGGCACAUGCCAGGGGUGACUGGAUGUGUUGGAAGAGAGACGCACUAUGGUCCAGGCUCCCCACGUCCCUUCCGUGGGGAGCUCUUAUUCCAAGGGCAAGAGGAUGUGACUCAGCCAUGACACGUGGUUCUGGUCGGUUGUAGUCACUCCACACCCACUGUUGAAGGAAGGAGGAAAAGGACAGGGAUUUGACAGUCCAGUCUUAUACAGGGGCCCAUUUCUUUGUAGUUGUUCUGAUAAUAAACUGGGUUCCACGUUUCAUUUCAUCUGCAUACUGAACCACUAGCCUAAUAGACCACCAGCAAGGUCAACUAGAAUGACAAGCAUUAGCAACCAGGGGCUCUCGUAGUCUCCCGAGGCCUCUCCAGAACUCUGUGGGCCCCACAGGCUUCCCAUAUCUGCAACGUGGGAUACAUUCUUCAGUGUAUCCAGAGGUUGACAUGUCUUUCAAAAAAUGUGCUACAAUUAAUCCUUGGAAAUAUUUGCUGGGUGAUUUAAAUGUGUGGGUCUCUCUUCCAUGUUAGCCCUCGUUAUCUGACUGUAUGUUGUGAAUAUUCCUUGGUGAUCAAGAUUCUUCUCGAAGAAAUGACUUGCUGUUGUCCCACAUAACUCCUGAUGUUUUUUCUUUUCUUUUUUUUUGGAGACGGAGUCUCACUCUCUCGCUCAGACUGGAGUGCCGUGGCCUGGCCUGAUCUCAGCUCACUACAACCUCUGCCUCCCAGGUUCAAGCAGUUCUCCUGCCUCAGCCUCCCACGUACCUGGUACUACAGGCACACGCUGCCACACCCAGCUAAUUUUUUGUAUUUUAGUAGAGACAGGGUUUCACCAUAUUGCAAAGGCUGGUCUCGAACUCCUGAGCUCAGACAUUCCGCCCACCUCAGCCUCCCAAAGUGCUGGAACUAUAGGCGUGAGCCACCGCGCCUGGCCUCCUGAUGUUUUUUCUACAAAGAUCAAUAAAAUGUGAAAAUUGGAGAAGAUCCUAGAGGUUGAACUCCACCUUCUCUUUUCACACAGGAGGGGAACCCAGACCAUGGAAAUUUAAAUGACUUCCUCAAGGUCACAGAACUAGUUUUUUAAUCCUGAGGCAGUGCAUUCCCCCCACCCUACAACUGAGCACAACCUCUCCCUACAGUGCAAUUCAGAAUAUGCUCAGGGAACGCCAGCUACCGUGUAAAACUGCUGGGAUAAAAGCACGAUUCCCACAAGGACUAAGUAUCAGUGAAUUCUUAUUUUUCCUGUUUGUAUUAUCUGCUUUGCUAAUGUAGACAAGAGUUAACUAGGUAGCACACUUUAUUAAGCAUGAGAAAGAAUCUUAAGAAGUGUCAAUACAAUUUACCCAAAACUUUAAUAAUGUGUCUGUAACCAAGAAAAUAUCAAUAGCAUCAUCUUAAUGAAACUACAGAUUUAUUUUAAAUUGUUAUUAAAUUGACUCUUAAACAA
Callithrix jacchus (white-tufted-ear marmoset) is the source of this 2582-nucleotide messenger RNA. RefSeq names its product transmembrane protein 50A (gene TMEM50A). NCBI's taxonomy places the organism in Eukaryota, Metazoa, Chordata, Mammalia, Primates, Cebidae. The record is from RefSeq and is a predicted model, not a curated record.